AUGGCUCCCAAUCUCACCUGGUUCGACGAUUUGGAGAGAAACUUGAAAACGCUGGCCGCCAAGUUGACCCCUGAGAACCGCAGUACUGUCUUCAAGAUCAUCAACGCCGCAAGAACCGAGUCUGGCAAACAGGCACAGCCCGAGCCCAGCUAUCCCAGCCUCGCUGUGACUUCGAUCAAACCCAAAGAUGUCGAAAAAACUUUCAAUCUCAAAUGGAACAAGGAGAAGUGGGUCCUGCGCCCCCAGGACCGCAAGCCCAUGACCGCUCGCCUGCGUGAUACACUGGAGGACUUUGCCCUGGCCACGAAAGGCUCCUCCGAGACGGAGGCCGCUGUGAGAAGCCGAAUCGAUGUCAUCCUCUACAUGACACUGGCCGACAAGAAGAGAAAGGAGCACCGGGCAGCAGGCCAUCGGUCCUCCAUGGAGGCCUUGACCCAAUACCGCUCUAUCGAAUUUCAAGCGGAGACCGAUAUCAAGCUUCCCUGGACCUACAAGGGCGAGAAAAGACUCAUCAGCGGAAGAGCCGACUACACGCUAUGGUAUGGGGAACCAGACAGCCCCGAGUCAAAUCUCAUGGUCGUCGAAGCGAAAACCGAGGGUGCCGAUGGGCUUAAGCAGGCUAUUACCUACAUGGCCAUGGUUCAUCACGCGAGGAAAAAGGCGGGUAGGGCAGACACUAUCAUCUGGGGCAUCGCUACCAACAGCUGGGAGUGGAAGUUCAUCCGGCUUAACGCCGACUCCGCGAUCGAUUACGCCUCCUAUGACCUGAGAAAUUCUGACGGCGAGCAGAAUGUCAUCGGCAUGCUGCACCUAAUUUUCGAUCAUGCAGCUGGGCUCAGCCCAUCGCUGUCCAGAGGGCCCUCCCUCGCUAGAAAAAGAACACUGGAGGAGGCGGCCGGUCUGGAAGUUUCGCCCGCAUGA
Aspergillus steynii IBT 23096 is the source of this 921-nucleotide messenger RNA. RefSeq lists its product as uncharacterized. The record is from RefSeq and is a predicted model, not a curated record. The transcript has 4 exons. Bases 1 to 921 code for a protein of 306 amino acids. Lineage: Eukaryota; Fungi; Ascomycota; Eurotiomycetes; Eurotiales; Aspergillaceae.